Molecule: messenger RNA, 801 nt
Organism: Arabis nemorensis
Lineage: Eukaryota; Viridiplantae; Streptophyta; Magnoliopsida; Brassicales; Brassicaceae
Source: the annotation of a GenBank genome assembly
AUGGGGUCUGGGAAUUUUCUUAAAGCGAUAAUUGGAUCGAAGAGAGGGAAACAAAGGAGUGUCAAGAGCGAGAAGAAUGCUGCAAAAUCAAAAGCUUCCAAGAAGAACGGUACUCAUUCUCUAGUUGUUCAUAGUGAGGAUUGGGCAGCAACUCGGAUUCAGACUGCUUUUAAAGCCUAUAAGGCUAGAAAAAUCUUAAGGCGUCUAAAAGGAACCGCAAGAGCAAAGUUGUUAACUGAGAAACAUUCGGUGGAGAAGCAAGCGGUGGUCACAUUGAGGUAUCUUCACUCGUGGAGUAAAAUACAGUCGCAGAUUAAGGCUCGCCGAGUUUGCAUGGUCACAGAAGGCCGACUGAAGCAUAAGAGAUUAGAGAAUCAGCAAAAGCUUGAGGCAAAGCUUCACGAUGUUGAGGUUGAAUGGAAUGGUGGCUCAGAGACAAAAGAUGAAAUCUUGGGGAGGAUACAUCAUAGAGAAGAAGCAACGAUCAAGCGAGAAAGAGCCUUGGCAUAUGCUUUCUCUCAUCAGUGGAAAGCCGAUGGUAAGACUCAGUGGCUGGGGAGUUACGAGCUGGGGAAUACUAAUUGGGGCUGGNGCUGGAAAGAGCGUUGGAUAUCUGUUCGGCCUUGGGAAGUAAGACAUUCUUUAACUCCUAAGAAACAGAAGAGCUCAAAGACGACGGGUUGUUGCAAGAGUGAGGUUAACUCGAAGAGGGUAUCAUUAUCAGCUGUUUCAGCGAAAGCACCGUUCCCUGGAGGUAGAAACGCAGGGAAACCAAGGAGAUUGUCGUUUCCAGGAGCGUGA